This is a messenger RNA of Exophiala bonariae, 1680 nucleotides long. RefSeq lists its product as uncharacterized. Gene Ontology annotation, cellular component: membrane. The record is from RefSeq and is a predicted model, not a curated record. Gene Ontology annotation, biological process: transmembrane transport; carbohydrate transport. The coding region runs from base 1 to 1680 and encodes 559 amino acids. The transcript is spliced from 6 exons. Gene Ontology annotation, molecular function: carbohydrate:proton symporter activity. Lineage: Eukaryota; Fungi; Ascomycota; Eurotiomycetes; Chaetothyriales; Herpotrichiellaceae.
AUGGAGACCGCGAAGGUUGUAUCAACGACAUGGGAGCACCACAAUCUGGAUAUUACUCAUGAAGAAACUCUCGAACUAAUUCGCCACGCGCAAGAGAGUGAUGCUGCUGAUAGGCUAUUGACCAUUCGCCAGGCGGUGAAAAAAUACAAGAAAGCUUUGUUCUGGGCCAUGUUUCUAUCUACUAGUCUAGUCAUGGAAGGCUACGAUCUGGUGAUUAUCAACUCGUUCUACGGUCAAACCCAAUUUCAGAACAGAUUUGGUGUCUUAGACCCAGCAUCAGGGGAGAAGAAGAUUCCUCCAAGUUGGCAGUCAGGACUUUCCAACUCGGCACUUGUUGGUCAGUUGGCAGGCCUCCUCAUCAACGCCUACACCCAAGAUAGGUUUGGUUGUCGUCCCACAAUGAUAGUAUUUAUGGCCUGGAUGGCUGCGGUACUUUUCAUUCCAGUAUUUGCACCGUCGCUAUCGGUGUUGGCUUUUGGUGAAUCGAUGUGCGGAAUUCCUUGGGGUGUCUUCCAAACCCUCUCCACGACUUACGCUUGUGAGGUUGUGCCGACCAUUCUUAGGCCGUACGUGACUGCAUACGUUUGUAUGUGUUGGGGUGCAGGCAUCCUACUGUCUUCCGGUGUUGUGCGAGCAGUGGCUGGCAUUGAUGGCAAUCUAGGCUGGAGGCUUCCAUUCGCACUUCAAUUUGUGUGGCCUCUUCCUUUGGCGAUUGGAGCCUAUUUCGCCCCAGAGUCACCAUGGAACUCUGUUCGUCGCGGUAACUUUGAGGAGGCUCGAGCGAGUUUGAUGCGCCUAAGGCAAGAUACACCAGAGAAGGAAAGAGAAGUCGAAUCCAGCCUGGCUUAUAUCAAGUAUACCACCGAACUUGAGAAGGCUGAGACAGCAAAUGCCAGCUUUCUCGAGUGUUUCAAAGGGACAAACCUGCGCCGCACUGAGAUAAAUUGUGCUGUAUGGGCAGCCCAGAUCCUUUGUGGCAAUGCUAUCCUUGGAUAUUCGGUCGUGUUCCUCGAGGCUGCUGGAUUUUCUGAAUUGCAAGCAUUUGACGUCAACAUCUCACUUUCUGCCUGCUAUAUCAUUGGUGGCAUUAUUUGCUGGUUCAUGUUCCCGCAUUACGGAAGAUACACUAUCUAUAUUGGAGGCUGUAUAGCCAUGUUUGUCUGCCUGGUUGUAAUCGGGGGUCUCGGGUUUUCUGAUUCGAAAAAUGUCCACCUAGCAGUUGGAAUCAUGCUGGUCAUAUCGACCUUGAUCAAUAUGAUCACAACUGGACCUGGAUGUUACCCUAUUGUUGCAGAGACCCCAUCAGGAAGGCUAAGAUAUAAGACCAUCGUGAUUGGGAGAUUCACUUACAACCUUACUGGAAUCUUCUCGAACUCGGUCACGCCUCGAAUGAUCUCGUCAACAGGUUGGAACUGGGGCGCAAAGACAGGUUUUUUCUACGCUGGAACCAAUCUCCUCUGCAUAAUUUGGUGCUACUUCCGUCUGCCCGAGACUAAGGACCGCACUUUUGGAGAGAUCGACUUGAUGUUCGAGAACAAAGUUCCAGCAAGAAUGUUCAAGUAUACAAAGGUUGACCAAUUCGCUGUGGGCCGAGUACAUGAUGACAAGGUGGAUUCAGAUGAGAAAUUUGCGAGUGCUGAACAUCGAUCUAUUGGUACAGGAGUCUCGCUGGCAACCUGA